Molecule: messenger RNA, 1950 nt
Organism: Lodderomyces oxycetoniae
Lineage: Eukaryota; Fungi; Ascomycota; Pichiomycetes; Serinales; Debaryomycetaceae
Product: protein-transporting protein
Exons: 1
Coding region: 1-1950 (649 amino acids)
Biological process (GO): post-translational protein targeting to endoplasmic reticulum membrane; SRP-dependent cotranslational protein targeting to membrane
Cellular component (GO): Sec62/Sec63 complex
Molecular function (GO): transmembrane protein transporter activity; RNA binding
Source: RefSeq, a predicted model, not a curated record
AUGACAAUCAAGUAUUUUACACGAAUUAUUUCCUCUGACCCUGACAAAAUUAAUUCUAGAAUUGUUGGUUCAAUAAAGGAAAAUUCCAACACCAUAGAUGUUCCCAAUGUGAAAUACAUAAGUGCUUACAAGAGCAAGCAAAAGUCACUGAAGGUUUUCAGCAAAACUUUACUUGUCUUGUUUCUUGGAUGGAUUUCGGUGAUUUAUAUUGCUUUAUACAUGACAAAAGAAGAAGACAUGUCUGGUAGAUUUGAUCCUUAUGCGAUUUUGGAUGUGUCCUUUUCAUCUAGUGAGAAAGAAGUGAAAAGUCAUUAUAGAAAGUUAUCGUUAAAGUACCAUCCCGACAAGUUGCCCAGAGACUUGACUGACGAGGCGAGGAUGAAAAUGGAACAGGAGUAUAUUCGAUUAACCAGCGCUUAUAAAGCGUUGACUGAUGACGCCACGAGGGAAAACUAUAUACGAUAUGGACAUCCAGAUGGCGAGCAGCCUAUCACCCAUGGAAUUGCAUUACCAACAUUUUUGGUCGAGGGUAAAUACUCCUCCAUUGUAGUUGUAUUAUAUUUCAUCUUGAUUGGUUUACUUUUACCCGUACUUGUUGGAAAAUGGUGGAAUAAUGUCAAAAAUCAUACAAGGAAAGGUUUGCAUGUUAAAACUGCUGCCAACAUUGUCCUUCGAUUUGCCGAUAAAGACCCAGCUAAAAUUAUCACUUGCAACACUAUUCUUGAUUAUGUUUUGGAAAGUGAGGAAGUUUUAGACUUAGUUCCGGAAUUAAGUUUGGCAGAGAAAAGGUUGUUGGUUGAGUCUCACUUUGAUCGUAAGGUUGGUUUGGACAAACAAAAGGAAAAGCAAAAAGUGGAGUUGGUUGCAAUUCUCCCCUUUUUGAUUGAUGGAUUGAUUGAUAUUGCCGUUGCUUUUAGAUUACACGAAGCAGUCUUUGCCGCAGAAGAUUUAAAGAAAGCAGUUAUACAAGCGGUUAAGCCAACAGGCAAGUACCAGGAAAUUUUGCAGUUACCUUUUGUAAAUGAGGAAGUAGUUGUUAAACAACCGGUCAAGAAAUUGGGCAAGUUGUUGACUUUGUCACAAGAAGAAGCUAAGGCUGCUCUUGGUAUUGAAUCUAAAGAACAGUUGGAGAAAGCUUUAUCUAUUGCCAAACUGCUUUUUUCAUUAAGGGUGGUUGAUGCACAAAUAAUGGUACCGGGCGAAGAUGGACUUGUUCUUCCCAACUCUAAUGCUCAUCUUUCGGUCAAGUUUCUUGUCAAGUCGCCAAAAUUAAAGUCCUGUCCUGAAAUUGAUGAUGCCAGGUUAAAGGAUGAGGAGACGUUGGAGUAUAUGAAAAACCCAAUGAUUGUGAAUGAGCAACAGCCAAGAUUACCAUUUGCGUAUGCACCAUAUUUCCCACAAGCGGUGCGAAACAAAUGGGCGUGCUACAUAAUUGCUCAAAAGGAGAAUAAACUAGUAGAUGGAAGCACAUCAUAUUUUUUGGAGAACAUAGAUUUAUCAAAUUUGAGUUUGAGUCAAAAGGACUGGGAAAAUGGUGAGAAAGUUGUCAUUGGUACUUUCAAGAUUCCAUUACCAACAGCAGUGGGAAACGUGGGCAAAUAUCAUUAUAGAUUAGUAAUGAAGUGUAAUUCAUACUAUGGCGGGGAUGUUGAUAUUCCGGUUGAUUUGGAAGUUCUGCCAAUACCGAAGGAGAAGAGCUUAGAAGGUAUAAGAAAGGUGAUAGAAGCCAGAAAGAAGAUGGAAGCAGCAGAAGAUGAAGAUGAAGAUGAAGAUGAGGAAGAUUCGGAUAGUGAUAUUUCCGACCCGGAAGAGGAUAGUCUAUCUGGCGCUUUAGCAGUUUUGAGGGGAGAGAUUGUUAAGAAAGCAAAGAAAGUCAAGGACGAAGACGAAGACGAAGAUGAAGAUGUGUUUACCGAUAUUAAUACGGACACUGAGGACGAAGCUGAGUAG